CUGAAAUUAAGCAAAUGUUUUCAUUAUCCUCAAAAAUUCAUCUUAAAUAAAUUCUUAAAAUAGAAUAAAAAAUAAAGAUACGUCCUCCCCAACCCCUUUCUCAUUAUAGAGAAAACUUUAAAAAUAGACUAGAGACGUGCUUAAUUAUUCAGCUACUAAAGUAAGGGAUUUUGUUAGAAAAAUGAGCUAUUGACAAAAACAAGAGAAUCUUUUUGGGGAGAUAAUAUAAGAAGAGCAAGUGACUCUCACUCUCUCUCUCUCAGAUCCCUCCAUCAUUGUUCACCAUGGACAAGGCUUCAAUCACUGAAGGAAAGCCGAUUCGAUGCAAAGCAGCAAUCUUAAGAAAAGCAGGAGAACCAUUGGUGAUAGAAGAGAUCCAAGUUGAUCCACCUCAAGCUUACGAAGUCAGAAUCAAAAUUUUAUGCACUUCUCUAUGUCACACGGAUGUUACUUUCUGGAAACUAGACAGUGGACCGCUUGCAAGAUUUCCUAGGAUUCUAGGUCAUGAAGCAGUCGGUGUGGUCGAGAGUAUUGGAGAAAAGGUAGACGGAUUUAAACAAGGCGACGUCGUUUUGCCAGUGUUUCAUCCUCAAUGUGAAGAAUGCAAAGAGUGCAUAUCUCCAAAGAGCAACUGGUGCACAAAAUAUACAAACGAUUAUUUAUCAAACACAAGACGAUAUGGAAUGACUUCAAGAUUCAAGGACUCUCGUGGAGAAGAUAUUCACCAUUUCAUCUUUGUCUCAAGUUUUACUGAAUAUACCGUUGUAGAUAUCGCACAUCUCGUCAAAAUAUCUCCUGAAAUUCCCGUUGAUAUAGCGGCCUUGCUCAGCUGCAGUGUUGCCACAGGACUUGGAGCUGCGUGGAAAGUGGCUGACGUAGAGGAAGGUUCCACUGUCGUUAUCUUUGGCCUUGGUGCUGUUGGACUAGCGGUUGCAGAAGGAGUCAGAUUGCGUGGAGCCGCAAAAAUCAUCGGUGUGGAUCUCAAUCCCGCGAAAUUUGAAAUAGGUAAAAGAUUUGGAAUCACAGAUUUUGUCAAUCCUGCUUUGUGUGGGGAGAAGACAAUUAGCGAGGUGAUUAGAGAAAUGACAGAUGUAGGAGCUGACUACAGUUUUGAAUGCAUUGGUUUAGCUUCCUUGAUGGAAGAGGCAUUCAAGAGUACUCGCCCGGGAUCGGGUAAAACGAUAGUAUUGGGGAUGGAACAAAAGGCUUUGCCAAUAAGCUUGGGUAGUUAUGAUCUUCUCAGAGGCAGAACUGUAUGCGGCACUUUAUUUGGCGGUUUGAAACCCAAACUUGAUAUUCCUAUUCUCGUGGAUCGUUAUUUGAAAAAGGAGCUUAAUCUAGAGGAUCUGAUUACACACGAAUUAAGCUUUGAAGAAAUUAACAAAGCUUUCCAUUUAUUGGCUGAGGGAAACUCUAUCCGUUGCAUUAUAUGGAUGGAUAAAUAGUCCUUUUAUCUUCAUUUGAAUUUUCUUCCUAGUUCUUCUAUGUCCCAAAACAUAGUACUUGGUAACAGAAAAUAAAAAAAUAAAAAUCUACCAAUAAAAGAAAUUUACAAAGUUAUCUUCGAUGUCCCUUUGUUGGGAUUUGCUUCUAUUGCUUUGGCUCUUGUUUUUUUUUUUUGUUGUUGUGUGCAAGUGCAACUAUUGCUUUGGUUUAUAUAUGCCUUCUUCAAUGAUUAUAUAUGGUGUGAAUCGUGUGAUCCGUUCUUAUAUUGUGUUCGUUUCCAAAAUCAUAUUUUCAAAACAUUAUUGUAAUAAAAGUCUAACGUAAGUCACAUAAAAUC
Arabidopsis thaliana (thale cress) is the source of this 1783-nucleotide messenger RNA. RefSeq names its product Zinc-binding alcohol dehydrogenase family protein. Gene Ontology annotation, cellular component: cytoplasm. Gene Ontology annotation, molecular function: S-(hydroxymethyl)glutathione dehydrogenase (NADP+) activity; alcohol dehydrogenase (NAD+) activity; zinc ion binding. The transcript has 9 exons. Lineage: Eukaryota; Viridiplantae; Streptophyta; Magnoliopsida; Brassicales; Brassicaceae. The record is from RefSeq and is marked reviewed. Bases 285 to 1445 code for a protein of 386 amino acids.